GGCCGGGGCCGGGGCCGGGGCACGGCGGCGGCGGCCCGCGCGGCUGCCGCGGCGGCUCGGGAGGCCCGGCGGGAGCCCGGCGGGGCCAUGGCCGCGGGGAGCAUCACCACGCUGCCCGCCCUGCCCGAGGGCGGCGACGGCGGCGCCUUCGCGCCCGGCCACUUCAAGGACCCAAAGCGGCUCUACUGCAAAAACGGAGGCUUCUUCCUGCGCAUCCACCCCGACGGCCGCGUGGACGGGGUCCGGGAGAAGAGCGACCCCCACAUUAAACUACAACUUCAAGCCGAAGACAGAGGAGUUGUGUCUAUCAAGGGAGUCUGUGCGAACCGUUACCUUGCUAUGAAGGAAGACGGAAGAUUAUUGGCUUCCAAAUGUGUUACAGAUGAAUGUUUCUUUUUUGAACGACUGGAAUCUAAUAACUACAACACUUACCGGUCAAGGAAAUACUCCAGUUGGUAUGUGGCACUGAAACGAACUGGACAAUAUAAACUUGGGUCCAAAACAGGACCAGGGCAGAAAGCCAUACUUUUUCUUCCAAUGUCUGCGAAGAGCUGAUUUUAAUGGCAGCGUUUGAUCUCAUUUCACAUGAAAGAAGAAUUGUAUUUUAGAAAAUUGUUAAUAAGAAAAAAAGAAAUGUAUAUAGCUUAGUUUGGAUAAUAGAUCAAAUAUCUUUUUAUCUAAUAGUAAGAUAUUUAACCAUUGCCUCAGUAAAGAAAAACAACAAAAAUUCUUGGAAAUGUAGACCUAUCCCUUUUAUAUAACAUCUGUUGUUCCCACUGAAGAUUACCUAUACUAGGGCUAUUAUCUUUUUCACAUAUGUGCUUUAUUUCAAAAGAGGAUUUUAAAGUGGACAUAUUUACAAACAACUUUUCAUCAUGGAAAAUCAUGAUUAGAAAAUCAGCAUCAGAUAUUUAAUCAAUGCCAAAUGUCAAUGUCUUAUAGUAUAUAUUAAUCUACAUGUAGAGUUUACUUCAAAUUUUUAAAAAAACAUGUAAAUGUGAACUUAAUCCAUUCCUGUCAUAAUUUUAUAAUUCUCUGGCAGUUCCUUGUGAUAGAGUUUAUAGAACAGGCCUGUAUAAACUGCUGGAAGUUCUUCCAUGGUGAGGUCAAUCUUGUCAAAUCCUUCUCUGUAUCCAUACAGCAGCAGCCUGGCCACUCUGCUAGUGAUGGGAGUUGUAUUUUCAGUCCUGAUCAGGUCAUUGAGAUCCAUCCACUCACAUCUUAAGCAUUCGUGCUGGCAAAAAUCUAUUGUGAAUGAAUGUGGCUUAAGGCGGCAGAUGAUAUACAUAUCUGACUUCCCAAAAGCUCCUGGAUUGGUGUGCUGUUGUCGAAUACUCAGGAGGGACCUGAAUUCUGAUUUUAUACCAGUCUCUUCAAAAACUUCUCGGACUGCUGUGUCUCCUAAAUAAGAGAGAAAUAUACAGAUCAUAAGGUCCCAGUUUGACAGACCUUAUCACCAAACAUUUUCAGUUAACAUCUUAAAAGUUCAAAAGCAAAACUUUCAAGUGUUUAUGUUCAGCUCAAACUCUUUGCCCUUUGGACAUCCUGAAAUAUCAAAAUAUUUUAUUACUGCUAUCCAUUUAAGACUGUUUUGAAAUACUGGAUAUUUCAACUGCUAUUUGGAGGCUUAUCUACUUGUAUAAUUUGGAGACUCACAUCUUUUUAAUACUUCUGUGCUCUAUUUCUCAAAAGGUAAAAAUGUAGGUUACAAAAGUGAAAAUAAGUUGCAAAGUAUAGAUAAUAUUUGGAUAUAUUACUUUAUUGUUAUCCUGUUCCUAAUCAUACACCAAAACUCCCUAAAUUUGUAUAUAUCAAGAUUGAGAAAAAGUGGUCUACUCUUCUAAGGGUCUGUAGAACUGUAAACUGUACUUAACCUCUCCUGGUGAUCAGAGGUGGCAUGUCAAGUCUGCUGGUCAUCUACCAGAUUCUUUUACAACCAUUUAAUUAUACUCCUUUAGUGAUGAAACCACUAGUUUACAACCAUUUAAUUAUGCUCCUUUAGUCAGUGAAAUCUCACAGUAGUAAUUUUCAGCAGUGCUAUUGUUUAAGAUUCUAAAGAAUUUGAAUUUAUUCCUUCAGUACCAAAAUGCAAGUCAUUUCAUGAGAAGUUUUCAAAAAACUAGAAAUAUACAGAAUUUUAUAAUACAAUAAUGGUUUUCACAUUUCAUAAGGUUGAUUUCUCAAUUAAAUGCAAAUUUAUGGCAGGAUUUUUUAAUACCAUAAAUAUAUUUGUGUUUGCUUUUUCUAAACACCCAGAAACACUAAAAUGGAUUUUAUUUACUGCUGUGAUGGCCUAUUAUGAUCUCCCAAAGCUUGAUGCAAAUCCCUUUGAAACACUGCCUUCCUUGACUAUUUUUCUGGGAAGCUCCAUGACUGCCAUACGUUGUUGUUCAAAUAUCUUUUAGUGCCUCCCCUGUUUGUCAAGCUAGUAAAUGAUUUUUGCCUUUGCAGUAAUCCUACUGGCAAAAAAUAGGCAAAGAAGAGGAAGUCCAAAAAAUGUCUCAACUGCAAGUUCUCUGACUAUACAUUGUCUUACCAGCCCCAGGGUAUGCCCUUGUGUUUGUUUCUCAGAAACAGCUCUACAAAGAUUCAUAGGGAAAUAAUGUGUCCUAAAAGUAAGAUAUUUAUCUAUUACUUUUCGAUUAUAUACUCAUUUUCUGUAUAAUUGAUAUUGCUUAUAGGUUAAAUGUGGCUAGAAAUUACAUUUUAAAACUGAAAGCACUGGGGCGAGGGCGGGGGUGUAGCUCAGUAACAGAGAACUUGCCUGGCCUGGCCUGGCCUGUGUGAGCCUAGAACUGGUCAUCAGCAUCCAGAAGAGAGAGAGGUGGGGAUAAAACUGAAAGCAUAACAGGCCAGUUUAAGAGAAACUUAGUUUAAAGAGAAAAAUAAUUUUAAUCUGUAAUACAUAUAUUAUUAAAUUUAGUAUUAAGGAUUGGCAUUAGUCUUUAUGGUCCAUAGAUUCUUACUCAAAUAUGUAUAUUUAUUUAAAUGCUCUGAAAAAUAACUACAAGGGCUAUGCCUAGCUCUUAGUACCACUAAUCAAAAAUUGGGUAUAUCGACAGAUACAGUGGUGCACGCCUGUAAACCCAGCACUCAGGAGGUGGAAAGCAAGAUGAUGGCAAGUUCAGGGUCAGCUGGGUCUACAUAAUAAGACCUUAUCUCAAAAGGCCAAAACCAACAGCCACCAAGUUGGGCAUUUAUAAAGUUGAUGAGUAGAAGCUGUUCACAUGUCUUAAGCACAGGAUGGGGCUAGUGAGUCAGUCUGUCCUGCUUAGCAGUCAGCAUUGUAGUUGACUGAAAUUCAGUGGUGCCUGGACAGUUCUGAUGAGUGUACCCUGACUUAGCACAUCACUGGCCAGACCGAAAACUGGACGGCAAAGUGCUUUUGUGUCUGGGAUAUGGGAGACACCUUCCACUUCUAAGUGGAAAUCUCUUCCUGAAGGAUUUCAAUGUGCAUUUAAAUUUUUUUUUUAAUCAAGAUAAAGCAAUUUUUUCUAUUGUGCCUUUAAAAUUAUUUUAAUAUACUACAAGCUAAACUGAAAUAACAUUGAUAGAUGUAAGAACAUAGGAAAAAUGAAGUUUUAAAUUUUUACUGGUUGAGAUAUACUUAAAUGUGUCAUAUUUUGUUCAACAGGAAUGAAAUGGAAUUUAUAGUUAUUUCUAUUUUUAUAAUAUUUAAUAAAAUUAGACUGACAUAAAAUAGGAAAAAUAUUGCAGACUGUGGGUGUUUCCCAAUGACUAGUGCACUGAUAAGCUCUGAUCGGACCCGGCUGCUUCACAGUCCUUUGGCUACUGUCUUUGUCAGGGAUAACAAGUUUUUUAGGAAGGCAGUUUGUCUAUUUUAACUGUACAGACCUUUACACUCAAGCCUUGAAGACUGAGUUCUAUUAUGUAUAUGACCCUAUUUUUUUAAAACACACUUUAAAAUUAUGUUUCAUUUACCUAUACUAUCAGAGAACUAAAGAUUCCAAACAAGUUUUUCAAGUUCAUUAGUGUUUAUUUAAUGGGGAUUAUUAAAUCCAACUAAGAGCCAGUAUAAAUGUUUGUUUUUCUUGGCAGUAUUCAUAGAUACUUAUGUUAGUUACUUUCCUAAAAUAUGAUUUAAAGAAAAUAGUUUAAUUUUUGGAUGAUUUGGCUUUAACACUAGGAAAGUAUUUUUUUGUAUUUUUGUAAAACCUGAAUGCUCACUUUGUAGACAUAGUCUUUUUUUAGACCUUUGCUAUCAGUUAUCAUUUCUAGCUUCUUCAGGAUUUUUUCAGUGUUGAAACAAAGCUUUUAAUUUAUACUACAUAUAGGCAGUAAAGUGAAUUACUGAUUUUUUCUUGAUUACAUAUGGCUGAGGUUUAUGCUCUGUGAUCAAAAAGUACCAUGAAUGUUUAAAUUAUUAAAACAUUUAUUAUAGCAGAAAACACAUCGCCAUUAACAACCUCAAAAUAUUCAUUUUGAACACAAUCCAUCUUUCUUGUCACCAUCUGGAGCAGUUCUGGCGGUACUCUUUUGUGAGUGUCCUAAAUUGUGCUGUUGGGGCUAUGACAGUGCCCUGAGUCCUUCAAAAUAUUUUCCUCUCAUGGUCAUUUUGACUUUGGGAAACAGCCAAAAGUUGCAAGGUGUUAGAAUGAGUGAAUAAAGUGGGUGAGAACACACCUUAAAUUUGUAGGGGAUUUGUCUUUCCAUUAGAAGACUUGUAAUAGUAGUCACUGUAUUUUUGAUCAUACUUUAUACAGGAACUCAAAAGACAACUCUAGAACUUCUUCUGAAGAUGGCAAGAAUUAUAAGUGUGUUUGGAGAAAGAAGGAAUCUUUUGAGAGGGGUAAAUAGCAAUGUGUACUGUAUCAUAAAUUUUAAAAAUUCAUUAUAUUUCAAUCAUUCCUUGUAUAUAUGGUCUAGAUAGGUGAGUUGAUGUGAUAAUCACAUACACUUUAAUGUGAGAUAAUUAGGAUAAAUUAGCCUUGGAAAAUAAAUGGCCUCUUUCAAUACCUGCAUUUUCACAAAAUACUUAUGUCAACAGAAUACUUGAGAGUCUGAGUAGAAGGCCAGUAAGUAUUUAAAACCAAAACUUGUAUAGACAUAUCUUAAUAUUUCCGAUGUACUAAUGGAUUAUUAGGUUGCUUAUAUGACAUGUGUAGGGGAUUGAAAAUUUGAUCAAGAAAAGACACUUUUGAAUGAAAGUAAAUUUAGGAUAUCACUAUAAAGUUUUUGAUUAGAGAAAAUAGAGGACAUACAUAUUAAGGAAAAGAUCCUUUAGAAAUAAAGGACCUUUAGAAAUAAAAUGAAUUACUUAUUAGGGUUAUAUUGAGUUUGAUCCAAUAGUUUAAACAAUAGAUACGGACAGUUCCAAUUCUUCUGUUUCUUAAUAGAAUUCUUAGCUUAUUUGCUAUCUAUGUGUCUUAAUAUGGAGUUUAGUGAACUGUUUCAUGGGUUAAUUUUCACUUGAAACUUUCUUACAUGACAUAUUACUAAGCUUUAGUUUUCUAACUAUACAAAAAUAAAUGGAUAAAAACUUCAUGAAGAACAUAUAACAUCCCUAUUAUUUUGACUUUACUGAUUUCAGAGUUUACUUAAUAUUUGUCCUUUUGUGAUGGAAUGAUCAAGAAUUUGUUUUCUCAUAGUUCUAUUCCAUCAAUAAUUUUAGUCAUAUUCAAAAUAACCUAACUAGUGAAUAUCCAGAGCUGCUCCUUUUCAUAUGAAUUAAUCUAAAAAGAAACAGAAGAAUAAGUAUUGCUUUACUAGUUGUAUUAUUUAUACUAAUGGAACAAAUUGGAACAAUAGAUAUUUAGCUGGUAAUUGUUAUUAGCCCACAGUUUCUUUCUGAAACUUUCUUACUUGGUUUGAAACAAUUAGAGAAUUUAAAUUCUUAUUUUUAGCUAUAAAGGAAGAAAGUAAAUACAUGGUUUUUCUUUAUGUUAUCAAGCUCACUAAAAAUACAUAAGAUACAUACCAAUGUCUUCUCCAGGCUCUGAUAGUCCUCCUGGAAGCUUCCACAUAUUUUUUAACUGCAGUGUAAAAUCAAAGUUUAUAUAAAAAACAUUUAUUUACUAAUACACAUGCAUAGAUUUCACAAAAUCCACCUAUAGUUGGUUAGUGUCAUUGAGAAUUUACUUUUUGGUAAUUGUAUAAAAUUUUUUCCAGCUUCCAUAAUUCCUCCUUCCUUUUUCCAAGGGAAGUGGUGACAUUAAAGCUUUUCCUACCUUUUUUUCAGGGAACAGAGGCGGCUUUAUUUAGUCAAUGUGAUAAAAUUUGUACUAAGGAAACUUUGAAGGGAAAUAUCUACUGCAUUUGUGUAACUUAAAAAAAAGUUUUCUGCUAGUAAACUAUGAACAAGUAAGAGUCUUAACAGAUGCUGCUAUAUAUGUGUAUGUGUAGAAAGUAUGAAAUAAAUGUAAUCACUGAGUAUGCUAUUCUUAAUUUUCAUGUCUAUUUUGCUAUAUUGUGUUUCUAUUCACAUAUUACUCUUUGAGAUUUCUGUUUUAUGUGUUAAAAAUCUUAUGUAAAAAACUGCUUUUCAUGGGUAGUAUGAAUAAAAUUGAUUAGUUUUGUGUUUUCA
Cavia porcellus (domestic guinea pig) is the source of this 6544-nucleotide messenger RNA. RefSeq names its product fibroblast growth factor 2 (gene Fgf2). Bases 88 to 555 code for a protein of 155 amino acids. NCBI's taxonomy places the organism in Eukaryota, Metazoa, Chordata, Mammalia, Rodentia, Caviidae. The transcript has 3 exons. Gene Ontology annotation, molecular function: fibroblast growth factor receptor binding; growth factor activity. Gene Ontology annotation, cellular component: nucleus; cytoplasm. The record is from RefSeq and is a predicted model, not a curated record. Gene Ontology annotation, biological process: cell differentiation; wound healing; lung development.